Messenger RNA from Racocetra fulgida, 555 nucleotides. NCBI's taxonomy places the organism in Eukaryota, Fungi, Glomeromycota, Glomeromycetes, Diversisporales, Gigasporaceae. The record is from the annotation of a GenBank genome assembly.
AUGAUUGAUAUAAUUGAAUUUCAAAAACAUGGCUUUUCCCAUGCUCAAAUCGUAAUUCGAGUACAACCAGAACUCUCUAUUAAUCAAAUUAACAAAAUUGUAUCUGCAGAAUUACCUCAUGAACAAUCCCAUUUAAAACAAUUACCUGAAAAGUCUAAUGAUCAAUACAAUAAUAAAUCAACAAAUAUUAAUACCAAACAGUCUAUUAAUGAGUUUAAAGAUUAUAUUAAUGAAAGAUAUUUAUCAGCACCUGAAGCUGCAUGGAGGAUAUUUCAUUAUUCAAUAACAACAUCAGACCUGUCAGUUCUAAUUCUUUCAAUACACCUUUUAAACGACAACAUCCCUCAAUAUUUACACACUCGAAACACCCCAUCUUCAGUUUCACUCCUGAACCGUUACUUCCUUAGACCUCUUGAACCCCCUUUUGAUAAUCUAAAAUACACAGAAUACUAUGAACAUUAUAACUUAUAUCCUUAUAACCACAAUGAAAUAUGUGAAAAUGACUUUAUUAAACAAGUACAUCCUGAAGCACUAAGAAAAAUCAUUCGAAAGUAA